AUGACAGAAAACAAAGACAAAAUAUGUUUAUAUUGUAGUCAAGUUGUUUCAUUCCCUUUUUGUCAAAUAGCAUUAUCGUUAUCCAUACAAUUAAACCUUCAUUAUUAUUUAAAAAGGUUUGACUCUGUAUUACAAAGAAUAUUAAUAUCUACAUUAUUUGGUUGUUUAAUAAAUACAAUGGAUGAUUUAAUAUUCAAAGGUAUAUUGACUAUUUAUUGGAAAACCAUUAUAAUACAAGUUUUAAUAGCUUCAGUAUUACAAAUAGAAUCAUUUACAAAAUGGCUUCAAAAUACACCUAUCAUUACUGAUAUAUUUACUAUUAUAUCUUCAUUAGCAAUAGCUACAAGUUUAGUAUCAAAAUAUAUACUAAGAAUAAGAGAUGGACAAUGUACAAUUAUUUGUUUUUUGAAUGCUCUUUUUGCAAGCUAUGGAACAGGUGCAUAUUUAACAAUACUUAAACUUAUAUUUGGUAUUCCACUUCCAAAAAAAGGAGGAAGGAUAAUACCAUCUGAUUUUAUAAACGGUCUUUUGUUUUUAAUUAUAUUUCAUAAUGUAUAUUCAUGGACUUCUUCAUUUUUUGUAGAGAUACUUACUAUUCUUUUUGCUAUUGAAAAGGCAGCAAAUAGUAUCAUUUUACGGCAUUAUGGCUUUUCUAUAAUAGAUUCUAUUUUGUAA
This is a messenger RNA of Entamoeba nuttalli P19, 675 nucleotides long. RefSeq lists its product as hypothetical. The transcript has a single exon. Bases 1 to 675 code for a protein of 224 amino acids. The record is from RefSeq and is a predicted model, not a curated record. Lineage: Eukaryota; Evosea; Mastigamoebida; Endamoebidae.